Knipowitschia caucasica is the source of this 1881-nucleotide messenger RNA. Lineage: Eukaryota; Metazoa; Chordata; Actinopteri; Gobiiformes; Gobiidae. The record is from the annotation of a GenBank genome assembly.
AUGGUGGAAGACCGCAGCCUCGGCAACCAGGCUCCAGAUAAAGCGGAAGAAAACCGCCUCAAGACCUGCUCAGACCUGCCUCAGACCGCCUCAGACCGCCUCAGACCUGCCGCCUCAGACCUGCUCAGACCCGCCUCAGACCCUAGACCCUCAGACCUGCUCAGACCCGCCUCAGACCCGUCAGACUGCUCAGACCCGCCUCAGCCUCCCUCCCAGACCGCCUCAGACCUGCUCAGACCCGCCUCAGCCUGCUCAGACCCGCCUCAGACCUCGCCAGACCUCAGACCGCCUCAGCCGCCUCAGACCUGCUCAGACCCGCCUCAGACCGCUCAGACCCGCCUCAGACCCGCCCAGACCUGCUCAGACCCGCCUCAGACGCUCAGACCCGCCUCAGACCGCCUCAGACCCGCCUCAGACCUGCUCAGACCCGCCUCAGACCUGCUCAGACCUGCCUCAGACCUGCUCAGACCGCCUCAGACCGCACCCGCUCAGACCGCUCAGACCCGCCUCAGACCCGCCUCAGACCCGCUCAGACCCGCCUCAGACCUGCUCAGACCCGCCUCAGACCGCCUCAGACCUCAGACCCCCUCAGACCUGCUCAGACCGCUCAGACCCGCUCAGACCUGCUCAGACCCGCCUCAGACCUGCUCAGACCGCUCAGACCCCUCAACCCGCCUCAGACCCGCCUCAGACCCGCCUCAGACCUGCUCAGACCCGCCUCAGACCUGCCAGACCUCCUCAGACCUGCUCAGACCCGCCUCAGACCUGCUCAGACCCGCCUCAGACCCGCCUCAGACCCGCCUCAGACCCGCCUCAGACCUGCUCAGACCCGCCUCAGACCUGCUCAGACCCGCCUCAGACCUGCUCAGACCCGCCUCAGACCGCCUCAGACCCGCCUCAGACCCGCCUCAGCUCACCCGCCUCAGACCUGCUCAGACCCGCCUCAGACCGCCUCAGACCUGCUCAGACCCGCCUCAGACCUGCUCAGACCUGCUCAGACCCGCCUCAGACCUGCUCAGACCCGCCUCAGACCUCUCGACCCCCUCAGACCGCCUCAGACCUGCUCAGACCCGCCUCAGACCCGCCUCAGACCUGCUCAGACCCGCCUCAGACCUGCUCAGACCCGCCUCAGACCCGCCUCAGACCUGCUCAGACCUGCUCAGACCCGCCUCAGACCCGCCUCAGACCCGCCUCAGACCUGCUCAGACCCGCCUCAGACCUGCUCAGACCUGCCUCAGACCUGCUCAGACCCGCCUCAGACCUGCUCAGACCCGCCUCAGACCCGCCUCAGACCCGCCUCAGACCCGCCUCAGACCUGCUCAGACCCGCCUCAGACCUGCUCAGACCCGCCUCAGACCCGCCUCAGACCUGCUCAGACCCGCCUCAGACCUGCUCAGACCUGCUCAGACCCGCCUCAGACCUGCUCAGACCCGCCUCAGACCUGCUCAGACCCGCCUCAGACCCGCCUCAGACCUGCUCAGACCCGCCUCAGACCCGCCUCAGACCUGCUCAGACCCGCCUCAGACCUGCUCAGACCCGCCUCAGACCCGCCUCAGACCUGCUCAGACCUGCUCAGACCCGCCUCAGACCCGCCUCAGACCCGCCUCAGACCUGCUCAGACCCGCCUCAGACCUGCUCAGACCUGCCUCAGACCUGCUCAGACCCGCCUCAGACCUGCUCAGACCCGCCUCAGACCCGCCUCAGACCCGCCUCAGACCCGCCUCAGACCUGCUCAGACCCGCCUCAGACCCGCCUCAGACCCGCCUCAGACCCGCCUCAGACCCGCCUCAGACCUGCUCAGACCCGCCUCAGACCCGCCUCAGACCCGCCUCAGACCUGCUCAGACCCGCCUCAGACCCGCCUCAGACCUGCUCAGAUUGA